AACGCUGUCAAAUUUGACAUUUCAAAACAAAUUGUUCGAGAAUUUUCUAGGUUAUGCGACGUUAUUCUGUAAACUGGUCGAUUUGGAACGAUCGUAAGUUAGAAAUUGCAAUCAAAGCACCGAUUCAAUGUGUAUUUACCGUCCAUAAUCAGACGAUAAAAGUUAACCCUUAAUCAUAUUAAGUGUAACUAAAGAUCGUUCAAUAUAACCAUGUCUAAAAAUCAAUCGGAAAACGAUGAAACAGUACGCAAAGAAGUUGAAAAUAUCAAAUCUACAGCCGUUGUUAAGUAUUCCGUUCCUAAACCUGCCAGUUUUAAUAAACUACAAUGCAAUACUGAUUUAAAUUUACCACCAUCAAAUUGGCUUAGUAGUUCAGCUGAUUCUUACGGGUUACAACAUGUUUUGUAUCAACCGAAAGGAUUUACAAGUUUUCGUAUGGCACAUAUGUUUCCGGAUUGCGUAGGGGAAGUAGAUGUAGUUUCAGAUUCUGAAAAUAUAAAAAAGUUAUUAAAAAUCCCCUACCAAAAAGGUCAGAUAAGUAUGGUAGUACAUAGAAUUGAAAAUACACUAUUAUUAGACGAUUUUGAUAUAUACAAGCACAUAUUAAGAACAGCCGAGACCGAAUGGGGUUGGCUCAAAAAGUUUUUUUGUGAAAAUGUUGAAAGAGAAGUGGUUAAUGAAGAUAGAACAUUAUAUAUGAAAAAUAAAAAACAUAAAGCUCUUAAACAGAAAAGCCUUGUUUCAAAGUUUUUAUAUCAUAGUUUGGUUCCAAGUGAAAAUGAUGAAACAUUGGGUGAUGAUAGGUUUUUUAAAUGUGAUACUUUACAAGGUCCAUUAUUACCAGAGCCUUCACCUUCGGAAGAAGUACCAGAUCCAGGAUCAUUCGAUCAACCAUUUAAUCGAAACGUUGUUUGGUCAUUUGAGGAUAUUGAUAUGCUACUUGGAACUGAUAUGCCUAUUUUUGGUGGAGGAACACAUCCUUGUAUAUCACUUAGAUUAAAUGACAUGAGUAAACCGAUUAAUGUUUUAACUGGAAUUGAUUAUUGGUUGGAUAAUUUAAUGUCAAAUGUACCAGAGGUUGUUAUGUGUUAUCACUUAAACGGAAUAGUUCAAAAAUACGAAUUAAUUAAAACUGAAGAUUUACCGCAAAUGGACAAUUCCAAGUUUUCUCCAAAAUUAAUUCGAGAUGUAGCUCAAAGUAUCCUAUCCUUUUUAAAAUCAAACGCGACUAAAGCGGGUCAUACAUAUUGGUUGUUUAAAGGAAAAGACGAAGAAGUUAUAAAAUUAUACGAUUUAACAUCGUUGUGUUCUUCCCCGACCAUUGAUAACGAUCAAAACCCAUUUACAGUUCCCGUAGCUAUGCUUCUAUAUAAAGUAGCGAGGAACAUGAAAAGUAAUUUAGAUAGGAGACAACCGGGGACUGUGCGAAUGCUUCUUAAAAAUUGUAUAAAGUUACUAGACGAAGAAAAAUAUCCAGAAAUUGUUACUUCUUCGCAUUUUAUGUUAGCUGAUUUGUAUAUUCCAUCAACAACUAAUCCAGAUAAUCCCGAAUUGGAACAAACUGAUAGUGAAGAUACUGAAUCGAUUUAUGAUGAUGAUAUACACGAAAACGAUAACGAAUGUCCAACUAAAAUUUUAAUAUUAAAUAAGGAAACGUUAGAUGAAAAAUUUAAUAAUUAUUAUAAGCCACCACCGCCUAUUGGAGGAUUACUAGACGAUAGGUGCACUCAAGGUAUUUUACAUAUUGCAUCCGGUUUAAAUUGCAUCAAAUAUUUUCACAAACGUGAUUUUCCUAAAGAAGAAGAAAACGUGCCUUUCGCAAAACCGAACGAAGCGAUACCGAUGCCGUACGCAAAGUUAAGUUCAAAAGAUAAAAAAGUAAAAAAUAAAAAGUCGAAAAAGAAAAAAGGACAAAAUUUACCCCUCCUACCAAAAUGCUGUGAUAACAAUAUAAAAACCGAAAAUAUCUCAUGGAACGAUCACUUAAAAUCGCUUCUUUAUGAAAAGGCUGUGCUAAUUUACGCUAUUUUAACUGAAAGACAUUAUUUGAUGAAACGUUAUGGUGCUUGUUUAAGAACGAUUGGUUUAUUAGUGCGAUGUUUAAACAUCCUCACAGAACUUAAACAUCCAAAUUUAAUGAAUAUUUUACAAGAUAAUUGCAUUUUAGCUAGAGCUGGUGAUAGUUGUAUUAUGAUAGUUCAAUAUUGGUCUAAUAGUAACGAAUACAACGAAGAAUUGCAUUCUGUACCAGAUGAAGAUGCAAAAAUGUUACUCCAAAUAGAGGAAGAUGAAAGAAUCUUUAAUAUAAAUCUAAUAAAUUCACCGCUUAAAGCAAUAUUUAUUUACGAAAUACGCACAAUCGAGCAAAUGCUUUUAAACGCGAUAAAUUGUUAUGAAGGUGCAAAAAGCAUUUGUGAUUCCACGAAUAUGUUACGUCGCUUGGGAAAUGCUUUAAAUGAGGUCGGGUCGUUUUAUUUAAAUAAAGCGAAACAAGCGGAGAAAUUAGAUGAUAUACUCGAAAUUGCUAAAAAAGCCGAGAGUCAUCUAAAAAAAGGUAUAGAAUUGUUUGAAAAUGCUAAAGAUGCCGCAAAUUCCGCUUUGCUCUACACAAACAUGGGACAUUUACAUCGCCUAUUAGCACAUCAUGUCAGUUAUCCAGAAAAAAGGGGUCAAUUAACCGCCAAGGAAAAGUUUCAUUAUGAGAAAUCUUUUGAAAAUUAUAAAAAAGCUUUGCAAGUUUUGGGUGAUCGAAAAAAUUCACCGCAAGUUUGGGAUGCUGUAAGAUGGGAGUUAUCAACUGCUUUAUUUAGUAUGGGAACUAUUUUACAUGAAUAUCCAACUUCACAACUGAGUCGCCCAGAGGCGGAACGCGAAGUUAUAGAAACUUUACAGAAAGCUUUACUUUAUUGCGAUUUAGAUAAAGAUAAUUCAAAAUAUCCAUUGUACUUAUACAGAGCGGCGAACAUUCAUUAUCGAAUUGCCAGUCUUUAUCACAGCCAAUUAUGGAGUACUCAAUCAUGCGAUACAAGUCGAAAGAAUGCAAUUCAAUUAGCCAAAAUCAACUAUGAAAAAUGUUCUAAAUUUUAUAAAGCAUCCGGCGAUGCUGAUCAAUUUUUAACCGCUCAAAUGCAACUCGUUUCUUUAAUGGAAUUUUUAGCAGAAACUACAACCGCAGCUUAUCCUAAAUUAAAAUAUCUUAAAAGUGGUUUAGAAGUAAUACUGGAUGUCCAAGAAGUUAUACAAAUGCUAGUUGAAAGAAAAAUUGAUAUUCCAGAAUCAGAUGUUGCAGAAUUUAUGACAAAACGAAAAGACACGUCUUAUAAAUCUUAUAGUUCUUUGCUAAUGCUUGUAAAGCAAAGAUUGCAAUUUAUACUGAAAAGUUUAAUUAAAGUGUGUUUAAGUAAACCAUGUGCUUAUAAAGGUUGUGAUCAACUUGUUAAUGUUUACAAAAAGUGCUACUCACUUACAUUUGAUUUGGAAAAGUGUGAGGAAUUUUAUGGGUUUCUUGAAAACUUAAAUGAAAUUUUAGUAAAGGUGCAAAGUAUUUUGAUGAAAAAUAGCGAUACAUAACACAAUAGCUUACUUAAGUUAUAUUUUUAUAUCUUAAAUGUUACUUUAUUUCACUUAUUUAUGAAUACAAUAAUUAAUUUAUAAUAAUA
Molecule: messenger RNA, 3659 nt
Organism: Onthophagus taurus
Lineage: Eukaryota; Metazoa; Arthropoda; Insecta; Coleoptera; Scarabaeidae
Product: erythroid differentiation-related factor 1
Biological process (GO): positive regulation of DNA-templated transcription
Molecular function (GO): protein binding
Source: RefSeq, a predicted model, not a curated record